AUGAAUACCUCGUUUGAAUAAAUAAACAAAUCUCCAUUGAAUCAUUCUGUUUCCAAAUAGCUUUACUCUUUCCCCAAAGCCAAUCGAUUCAAAGAAUUCAAGGAUACAGCGUACUUUCCCAUUACCAUUUAUCUAGAUGUCCAAACAUUUACACGCUCCCAAGUAUGAUGAGCAAACGUGGAGCUGGAAUUGGAUAUGGAUAGAAAUCAGACUUGAUCUAAGAAAGCAUUACACCAGGCCCAAAUAAUUAUUAAAUCAAGACAACUCUCAAUACAAGCAAUGGUUGGACUAUGCCUGUAGGCAGAGAUGUAUUCAUCAUUUAAACAUUCCAAAGAAAAGCAAUAAAUAUGAAGGUAUCUUUCUUGGUUUAAUUCAAAAAACCCCAGGACCAGGACAAUAUGAGUUCCAUGAUUCUAAGUCUCCAAUCAAAUACUCUAUGAGAAUGAGGACUGAAAGUCAUAGGGAAAAAGACAGGAAACCUGGACCGUAAAUAUAUUGUUCUACUAUUAUUAGUGGAGAAUACAAUUUGCCAGAAGCACUAACUGAAAAUGGAAAAUAUUAAAUUAGCAAGUUUAGAGAGUAAAUUUAAUUUAAAAACCAAUAGUUCUGGUGCAAUCAUUCUCUCUCCACCCAAAGCCUUGAGUUCUCGUUUCUCUCCUGCUCAUGAACGCACUCCAGGACCAGGAUAAUAUCAACACAAAGGAGACAUCGAUCCCAAAGGACUUUAUUAUUGUUCCAAAUUUGCAGACACAAAAUCUACAGUCUUCACUAAGGCAAAAAGAGAACUAACUAAAAUUAGAAUGGAAUCUCCUGGUCCCGGAGCCUAUAAAUUGCCAUCAGAAUUCGGGUAUUUAUUCAUUUUAAACAUAGUUUUUAUGAAAAAUCGAUUAAAUGA
Paramecium octaurelia is the source of this 895-nucleotide messenger RNA. Lineage: Eukaryota; Ciliophora; Oligohymenophorea; Peniculida; Parameciidae. The record is from the annotation of a GenBank genome assembly.